UUCUCCAAGCAGCCAGAACAUAAUGUACUUAUAAUUUGAUUGACGUUUUGAUAUCGACGUUCAGUUUAUUUAUCUAUUUAUUAAUUAAUGUCACUUAAAUUCGUUUAAAAGAUUGGACAGGCAUGGCAAUGAAGGGAAGCAAUGUGGUGGUAACGUUCAGUUUUAUCCUUGCGCUCUUUGGGAUGUCAUCGUCUGUAUUUCUCGGAGGAACCAUUAGCUGGAGAGAAAAUAGGAACAAGAUUCGUUACACUUAUCGUAUGACCUACGAAUUGGGUACUGGGCCGUGCGGACUUGGUUGUUCAGAAAGAGACAUUGGGAAGGGCACGACCUCCAGACAGCCUUUUAACGAGACAUAUUGGACGUGCCUAAAAGGAUGCUCAAACAAUGUUACAGGAAGUAACCUUAACUAUAUCGUAACUGCUUUGGGAGAAAGUCCAAGCUGGGAACAGGGAGAAAAUAGGUUUGAACAAAGAAUGGUGGAUAUGAGAUUCACCAUGUCAGUAACCAUUCCUGCUAUCCUGACCAAUGGCGGCAGGGUCACACUUACCACUACUAUAGACACACGUGUUCGAAACGACACACAGAGCAUCAACGCCAGUCCCAUAGCCGCUCUGCCUCUUUACACAGGAUUGCCGUUUGGUUGCGUUUCUAAUGUUUCACUUCCGGUUGUGGAUCCUGAUGGUGACGUAAUCAAAUGUCGUUGGCCAGAGCCUGCCGAAUGUGGACAAAACUGUAACCAGCUACCGGAGGCCUACCUUGAUGAGAACUUUUGCAACAUAUACCUGAAUGUUACAAACAAAACGGGAUACGCCGCAGGGAAAAGAUAUCUGGUGUCAAUCACGGUCGAAGACUUUCCAAGAUAUCCAAUCAAACUCGCCUCCACAGUCCUACUCCCUAAUCAACCAAUCAGCAGCAUCCCUAUCCAGUUUUAUAUAGAUAUUGUCUCCUCUUCGUCGCAAUGCAGACCCUCAACAACUUAUGACACCAGCAACUUUCCAGACAACAGUGUUGCAUCCUAUAGCUUUAUGGAUUUCCACAACCAUGUUGAUUUUAUUUUUCCGGUGUACAUUUCGUCCACAAGAUCAAACGCCACAUUUGUACAAAGUUUUUCUCAACAUAUCAACACAACAAUUUUACGGAAUAACUCAAGAGGUCAGCAUCAUAUAGAAUUAUACUCAAAAUGGCGACCGAUUCCCCAACAGCUAGGAGAGAACUACCUUUGUGUCUGGGGCAAAGAUAAUGAAGGUGUUACAAGUAGAAAGCACUGUAUUCUGGGUCUCAUCGCCGAUUCGGAUGAAUGUGUUUCCAAUCCGUGCCAUGGCUCCGCGACUUGCUUGAACCUUUAUAUGAAGUAUGCCUGUAUCUGCCCGCCAGGAUUUAAAGGCAUAAACUGUCAGGAGAAAAUAUUGUGUGGCGAGAAUCCGUGUCUAAACAACAGUACAUGUUUCUCCACGCCCAACACUGCAUCCUGUCGUUGUACCAAAGGAUUUUUUGGAGACUUUUGUCAAUUUGAAGAACAACCCUGUUCAUCUUUUCCUUGCAAAAAUGGAGGCAAAUGUAGUUCCUUUCGGGGAGAGCUCAAUUGCAAGUGUCAAAAUAACUUCGUUGGGCCAGACUGUGGUUCCUAUAUUGUUCACAAUGACCUCAUCGGAACACUGAAGAGUCCGCUGUACCCACCCCUGUUGCUCUUUUUGGUGGGAACUCUUCUAGGGUGUAUCCUGCUCUGGAUAUGUAUAUGUGUUAUUACCAAACGACUUCGAGCUAAAAUACAACCAAAAGUGAAGGACCAAAAGCCAUCUGAUAUCAACAAAAGGAAUACUCGCAGGUUUAGGGGACCAAAGAGCACACACUCAGAAGUACGGCAGUCGUUGGAUUAUUGAUGUUUAUCU
Molecule: messenger RNA, 1889 nt
Organism: Magallana angulata
Lineage: Eukaryota; Metazoa; Mollusca; Bivalvia; Ostreida; Ostreidae
Exons: 13
Coding region: 123-1880 (585 amino acids)
Biological process (GO): heterophilic cell-cell adhesion; establishment or maintenance of epithelial cell apical/basal polarity
Cellular component (GO): protein-containing complex; plasma membrane
Molecular function (GO): calcium ion binding
Source: RefSeq, a predicted model, not a curated record